Molecule: messenger RNA, 390 nt
Organism: Oppiella nova
Lineage: Eukaryota; Metazoa; Arthropoda; Arachnida; Sarcoptiformes; Oppiidae
Source: the annotation of a GenBank genome assembly
CAUAACUCGACUUUUGAAAUGUAUUUACAGUUUUGAGUGAAAUAUAUCUCGCAAUGAAUUUGCAAAUCAUAUCGCAUUCGCUGAUUAUGUCAUAUGUUUGGCACGUUUUGUGCUGAUCGCUGACACCCGGGUAGUGAUUGUCACCAGAGAUUAGAUCCCAGAGUUGGCCGCAGACAUCACACACACAGCGAUCGACACAUAUUAGCCAAAAUUGGUCUCAUACUCGACACACUAUUCUCCUACAUCUCGGCCCCACUAGUCGUCUACUCUGUCUACCGGUGCUAUCGGUCGAUGACAGCGACGCCGCACAUGUCCGCUCUGGGGGCCAACACCACUGGUCCCACACCUCCGCCACCCCCACUCCACACCAAUGAGUCCGACGACAGCACC